Molecule: messenger RNA, 876 nt
Organism: Perognathus longimembris pacificus (Pacific pocket mouse)
Lineage: Eukaryota; Metazoa; Chordata; Mammalia; Rodentia; Heteromyidae
Gene: Borcs7
Product: BLOC-1 related complex subunit 7
Exons: 5
Coding region: 24-344 (106 amino acids)
Cellular component (GO): BORC complex
Source: RefSeq, a predicted model, not a curated record
CCUGGGCAGAGGCAUUUGGUGAGAUGAUGGCGACCGGGACGCAGGAUUCGCAAGCCCGCUUUGGCCAGUCGGUGAAGGGGCUUCUCACAGAGAAGGUGAACACCUGUGGAACUGACGUGAUCGCGCUCACCAAGCAGGUGCUGAAGGGUUCCCGAAGCUCCGAGCUGCUAGGUCAGGCAGCCCGCAACAUGGUUCUACAGGAAGAUGCCAUCCUGCACUCAGAAGAUAGUUUAAGGAAGAUGGCGAUUAUCACUACACAUCUUCAGUACCAGCAAGAAGCUAUUCAGAAGAAUGUUGGACAGUCAUCAGAUCUGCAGGACCAGCUAAAUCACCUGUUGAAAUAGAAUGGCAUAUGGGAGGGUAAUAGCACUGUGCCUGGUGCGAAGGAGGGAAUAUCUUACACACUGUCAGGCUGUGGGUUUGAGUUUCCGUUUUCAUCUCCAAAAGUUAAGUAGGAAAAAAUUGUAUAGUUUUCUGUGAAAAGAAGCGAGGAGGGUGAAUUUUGGAAGCACUUGUUUUGUUUUGCCAAUCCUUGGACUUGAACUCAGGGCCUAGGCACUGUCCCUGAGCUUUUGUUCAAGGCUAGCACUGUACCACUUGAGCCACAGUGCUACUUUCAGCUUUUUCUGUUUAUGUGGUACUGAGGAAUUGAACCCAGGGCUUCAUGUAUGCAAGGCAAGCACUCUACCACUAAGCCACAUUCCCAGCCCUGGAAGCACUUCUUAAAUUGAAGUAACCAUGUUCUUAUUUAGAUACUUUUUUUAGUUUGUUUUGAUAAAUAUUAUUUUAUAUAAUCAAAUGCAUAUAGGUAUUGUAUUUUUGUGUCCUCCCCUAAGAAUAUCCUACUUUGGUCUCACUGUGUAUGAAUGCCUAGAG